AUGAUCAUAGUUGCAUUGUGGUGCAUACUGAUGAGUCCAGAUGAUCGUCCAUCAAUGAAUAAGGUGUUGGAGAUGCUGGAAGGUGAUGUUGAACGUUUGCAAAUUCCUUCUCAAUCGACUCAAAUUGGAGUGGGUUUUGAUCAGAUCGAAAUUACAUCUUCCUCUGAUUCUGUUUCCUUAUUUAAUAAUGAGGAUGCUUCAAUAUGUGUCCAGACGCAUUGCACCCCUUCUUCAUGUGGAAUCAUUCCCAGUAUUAGCAAACCUUUCCGGCUCAAGGGCGACCCCAAGAACUGCGGGGACCCAAGCUUCGAGCUACGCUGCGAAAACAAUGUCACCUCCAUCACUCUCAACUCUCAAAACUACUAUGUCAAAGCAAUCAACUACCAUAACUCCACCAUCACCCUUGUUGAUCCUUCCAUUGUUAAAAAUGACAUGUGCUCUUUUCCCACUGUUUCUUCAUAUGCCUUUGCCUUCAUCUUUGAUAUUCCUAAUCCCAUUCCUUACCGAAUUCCAACAACACAAAACCCUAUUAAUUUCUUUAGCUGCCCUCAUCAACUCAAGAACUCUUCCCUUUUUACAGAUGUUACUACUCAUUGUGCCCCAUCUUCCCAUCUUCCAAAUUAUGCUUAUAUCAAGGUGGGACACUUGAAUGCAUCUGAGGUACCACAUUUGUGCACACUUGAUCUCGUAGUCAUGACUUCAUGGCCCGAAUUUAAGGAUUUCGACAAUGUUUCGCUGUCUGAAAUCCACCAAUCUCUCUUGUACGGAUUUGAACUUGUCUUCUGCCCCAAGUGCAAAACACUCACGACGGGUUUUAUUGAAGCCAUCUUCUUCAGUAUGCGCCUCGUUCUUAUAAUAAUUGUAGGUCUGUUAUGUGCAGUGGUAAGCCCUCCUAUGUUCACCAUCUUUGGAUUCGCGGCUGUAUCAAUGCUUUUAUAUUAUAUUCCAGCUUUCAUUAUUAACAUGAUUCAACCGGGAGGAACAGAGAAUUAUAAUUAUCAACUGCCUGCCCUUAUCUUGAGCAUCAUCAUUGGUGCAUCAAGGGUCAUCACCUUCCCUUUGGUGGCGGGGCUUUUGAUUUACAAAUUCAGAACAAGGCGUCUCUCCUUACAUGAAGAUAUAGAAUCAUUUCUACAAAGUGACAACAAACUUGCCCCGAUUAGAUACUCCUAUCCCGACGUCAAAAAAAUGACUAAAGGUUUUCAAGAUAAACUAGGCCAAGGAGGCUACGGUUCUGUUUACAAAGGCAGGCUCCGAAGUGGCCAUGAUGUUGCAGUCAAACUCCUGGGGAAAUCGGGAGGAAAAGGACAAGAUUUCAUGAAUGAAAUUGCAACUAUUGGAAGGAUACACCAUGUCAAUGUUGUCAAACUAGUUGGAUAUUGUGCACAUGGAUCCAAACUUGCUAUUGUCUUUGAUUUCAUGACUAAUGGCUCUCUUGAAAAGUAUCUUUUCAAUCGAGAUAACAUGAAACGCUUGAAUUGGGACACAAAGUUUGAGAUCGCAGUUGGAGUUGCUCGUGGGAUUGAGUAUUUGCAUCGAGGCUGCGACAUUCAGAUUCUGCAUUUCGACAUCAAGCCUCAUAAUAUUCUCCUUGAUGAUAAAUUUAUUCCCAAAAUAUCUGAUUUUGGGCUUGCUAAGUUUUGCUCUACUGGUAAAAAUGCAGUAAGCUUUACUACAGCCAGAGGAACCAUAGGGUAUGUUGCUCCUGAACUAAUCAACAGAAGUGUGGGGGCGGUUUCUUUCAAGGCGGAUGUGUAUAGUUUCGGAAUGUUAUUAAUUGAUAUGGUGGGCUUGAAGAGAGACUUGAGAGGAAAGAAUGGUAAUUCGAGCAAGUAUUUUCCAUACUGGAUAUAUGAUUGUUUUGAGCAAGGCAAGGAUAUUGGAAUUGAAGAAGCAGAGUCUGACGAUGAGAAUCAGAGUAGUAAGAGUAUUGUUAGGAAGAUGGCCAUAGUUGCCUUGUGGUGCAUACUAAUGAGUCCAGAUGAUCGCCCAUCAAUGAAUAAAGUGUUAGAGAUGUUGGAAGGUGAUGUUGAGCAUUUGCAAAUUCCUUCUCAAUCGACUCAUAUUGGAGUGGGUUUUGAUCAAACUGAAAUUACAUGUUCCUCUGAUUCUGUUUCCUUGCUUCAACAUGUUGAAGCUUCGAUCUGUGCUGAGACCUAA
Salvia splendens (bonfire salvia) is the source of this 2160-nucleotide messenger RNA. RefSeq names its product LEAF RUST 10 DISEASE-RESISTANCE LOCUS RECEPTOR-LIKE PROTEIN KINASE-like 2.3. The record is from RefSeq and is a predicted model, not a curated record. Gene Ontology annotation, biological process: protein phosphorylation. Lineage: Eukaryota; Viridiplantae; Streptophyta; Magnoliopsida; Lamiales; Lamiaceae. The coding region runs from base 1 to 2160 and encodes 719 amino acids. The transcript is spliced from 7 exons. Gene Ontology annotation, molecular function: polysaccharide binding; protein kinase activity; ATP binding.